Molecule: messenger RNA, 1474 nt
Organism: Puntigrus tetrazona (Sumatra barb)
Lineage: Eukaryota; Metazoa; Chordata; Actinopteri; Cypriniformes; Cyprinidae
Product: free fatty acid receptor 3
Exons: 3
Coding region: 157-1140 (327 amino acids)
Biological process (GO): G protein-coupled receptor signaling pathway; cellular response to fatty acid
Cellular component (GO): plasma membrane
Molecular function (GO): G protein-coupled receptor activity
Source: RefSeq, a predicted model, not a curated record
CUGCAGAAGAAGAAACUUCCCUCUUUGACUUAACGGUGCAGCAUGUGUCAAAGUGACAUAAUGAGAAAAAGCCUUUAAAAGACUGUAGGAGCUGCACGUUAUCACUUCUGAAUCUGUGGAGUGGAUUGAUUUAUUAAGAAAGCAUCUACAUCGACGAUGGCGUGGACGGUGACUAUGAGUAACCUGGUGUUAGGGGUCUACGGAUUCACGCUGAUCACGGGCCUUCCCGCCAACGUCUUGGCUUUCUACACCUUCCUGCAGAAGAUCCGCCAGCGCUCCACCCCGAUAGACGUGCUGCUGCUCAGUCUAACCGUCUCCGACCUGAUCUUCCUCUUUUUCCUGCCCUUUCGCAUGGUGGAGGCGGCCAACAUGAAAUGGACGAUGCCUUACUUCCUCUGCCCGCUGUCGGGAUUCAUCUUCUACUCGGUCAUCGCCAACAGCAUGCUUCACCUGGCGGCCAUCAGCGUGGAGCGCUACCUGGGUGUGGCCUUCCCCAUUAAAUACAAGCUCAAGCGCAACCCCAGAAGCGCUAUGAUAGCCUGCGUCUUUUUCUCUGUGUUUUCAAUGGCGCACUGCAGCAUCGUCUUUGUCAUGCAAUACCAGAACUAUUUCAACCCCAACAUCACCGAUCCAUCCAAACGCAACACCUGCUACGCCGAAUUCACCCAAGAACAACUCAAGAUCCUCCUGCCGUUUCGGCUUGAGCUUUCCAUUGUCUUCUUCUGCAUCUCUUUCCUCAUCUGCUGCUUCUGCUACGUCCAGUGCAUCCGCAUACUUUCCCGACUAUCCACCGUCAACCCCAAGAAGCGGUACAGAGCCAUCGGGAUGGCGUUGGGCACGCUUCUAGUCUUCGUUAUCUGUUACAUGCCCUUCAACAUCUCGCACGUGGAGGGGUUCGUAAGAGGCAACAGCUCUAAUUGGAGAGAACCUGCUUUGCUCACCAGCACGUUGAAUGCAUGCCUCGACCCGUUCGUGUUCUACUUCUCUUCCUCCGCUCUCAGAAAGACUUUCAAGAAGGUGUUGCAGGGGCUGGCGAAUCGUUUUCUCCUUCCUUGCUGCCGCUCGGCUGUCUGCUGCCCUUUAUUAAACCGUGGGAAACCAGAGGAUCGAACCCAGAGCUCCGAUGACAGCAUCCUCUAAUUUUUAAAGCCUGUGUUUGCAUUGAAGAAUAAUCUGCCUGCAUAUGCGUCAUCAAUGCAAAUGAUUUAGUCUAAAGCCAUUUCUAAUGCACCGCCAUGACCCAGUGCUUUCUGGACAGACGCAAGAAGAGCAGCACAGAACUGGUUCCAGAUUAAAAAUCAAGCAUGAUUUCAUGAUCAUUUUACCUGACUGAGUGAACAAAUACCACUGCAUCUGAACCGUACAUCAAGCAUUUUGAACUAACACGCGGCAUUCGCUAUCAGCAACACAUGUAAUCAAAGCUAAACUGUCUUUGCUACUAAUAUUUCAAUAAAGGAAACUCAUACGAAUUAUA